AUGGCCACACACCAAUCUCUGUUAGACAACCCUAGAAAAUCCGUUUCCAGAACUGUAUGCUUAAUCCUCUCUGUAGCUGUUGUGCUGACUUCAUCAGCUCUUAUUGCAUCUUAUCUCAUAAAACCCACCUCCUUCCUCAACCACACAAUCUCUCACCAUGUUUGUCAGCAUGCAGUUGAUACUUCAAACUGCUUAGCACAUGUCUUGGAAGUGGUUCAAGAUCCGAUCUUAACUGCCACACAAAACCACAAACUCGGUUUGCUCCAAGCCUUUUUGAUGAAAUCCACCUCACACUUUGAGAGGGUGAAGGAGGCAGCCAAUGCUAUCAAGGUGAGGAUGAACAAUCCAAGAGAAGAAGCUGCCUUGCGGGACUGCGUGGAGCUGAUGGAGUUGUCCAUGGACAGAGUUUGGGACUCAAAGAUGAGUCUAACUACAGAGACCACUGAUUCGCUGCGAGAUGCACACACUUGGCUCAGCAGCGUGCUCACGAAUCAUGUAACUUGCCUGGAUGGAUUGGAGGAGGCAGGUCGAAGGCUUAUGGAGGCAGAGCUUGAGGACUUGAUCUCCAGAGCAAGAACCUCUUUAGCCAUGGUUGUUGCUGUUUUGCCUCCAAAUGGAAAGGUUGAACAGAUGAUCGAUGUGUCACUAAAUGGGGAGUUUCCCAGAUGGGUAACAAGCAAGGAUCGGAAGCUGUUAGAGUCUUCCGCUGAAGACAUCAAGGCCAAUGUCGUGGUGGCUAAGGACGGGAGUGGUGACUUUGAGACCGUUGCGGAAGCUGUGGCAUCAGCACCGGACAAGAGCAAGAAGAGGUAUGUCAUUCAUGUGAGAAACGGAACAUACGAAGAGAACGUUGAAAUCGGUAAGAAAAAGAAGAACGUGAUGCUGGUGGGUGACAGCAUGAAUAAUACUAUAAUCACCGGAAGCUUGAAUUACGUCGACGGAACGGGCACCUUCAGGACUGCUACGGUUGCGGCGGUUGGGGAUGGAUUCAUAGCCCAGGACAUUUGGUUUCAAAAUACAGCAGGCCCACAAAAGCACCAGGCAGUGGCUCUUCGCGUGGGCGCUGAUCAAUCGGUGAUAAAUCGUUGUCGCAUGGACGCGUAUCAAGACACUCUCUACGCCCACUCCAACAGACAGUUUUACCGUGACUCCUUCGUCACAGGCACCAUCGACUUCAUCUUCGGAAACGCAGCUGUUGUCUUCCAGAACUGUAGGCUGGAGGUCCGAAAGCCCAUGCGUAGUCAGAAAAACAUGGUCACUGCCCAAGGACGAACAGAUCCGAACCAAAACACUGGAACUUCAAUUCAACAAUGUUAUGUGUCCCCCAGUGCGGAUCUUACGCCCGUCAUAGACUCUUUCCAAACAUUUCUGGGUCGCCCCUGGCAGAACUUCUCUAGAACUGUGGUGAUGCAGUCGUUUCUGGACAAGCACAUUGACCCAGCAGGAUGGUCAGAAUGGGAUGAGAAACACAAAGACUAUUUGGAAACCUUAUAUUAUGGAGAGUACAUGAACAGAGGACCAGGUGCUGGUACCAGUCAAAGAGUGAAUUGGACUGGUUACCACAUAAUCCAAACCGCAGCCCAGGCCAGCCAGUUCACUGUAAAACAACUCAUUCAAGGUGAUGUUUGGUUGAAGAACACCGGGGUCAACUUCAUUGAAGGUCUAUAA
Molecule: messenger RNA, 1668 nt
Organism: Sphenostylis stenocarpa
Lineage: Eukaryota; Viridiplantae; Streptophyta; Magnoliopsida; Fabales; Fabaceae
Source: the annotation of a GenBank genome assembly